Molecule: messenger RNA, 2902 nt
Organism: Diabrotica virgifera virgifera (western corn rootworm)
Lineage: Eukaryota; Metazoa; Arthropoda; Insecta; Coleoptera; Chrysomelidae
Product: transcriptional repressor CTCFL-like
Exons: 3
Coding region: 308-2644 (778 amino acids)
Biological process (GO): regulation of immune system process; negative regulation of transcription by RNA polymerase II; regulation of cytokine production
Source: RefSeq, a predicted model, not a curated record
AAUUACUUUGAUUUUGAUUUGAGCUGAGCACAGCACAUUGAGGUUAUACUCUGAGUGAGUAAUGUAACAUUACAAAUACAAAAGUUUAUUGUUUAUUGAGUGUCUAAAAAAAGUGUGCCUUCUUAUGUUGUGUUUAUUACGGUUUAUGAUUUAAACAUACCAUUCUGGUCAAAGUAGUUUUCAUUAGUAAAUGCUACUUUGUUAGUAUCAAAGUUCUGUUUGUUCUUUGUUCAUAAGGGACAUAAUAAACAAAAUGGUCCAAGAAUAUUAGUUUUAAAAGUUACCACUGACUUUUAAUUUAUGCAACAUGACCCUUACUUUCUGUUGUGUUCCUACCUGUUCAAAUAUAGUAAGUGACCAUUCUAGACUAAAUUUCCACUAUUUACCAACUCCAGGUGGUAAAAGCAUUGUUACCUAUAAUAAGGAUGGCCACAAGAUAUACCGUGAUAAGAGGGAAUUAUGGCUAGAAAGAAUAAAAGUACCAGACACAGGUUGUCUUAAUUCUCGAAUAAUCUGUUCUGAACAUUUUACUGAUAAUGACUACUUUAAGAGAAGCGCCCCUGCCUAUUCAAAAUCAUACACACAAGUUCUUCUUAAACCAAAUGCUGUACCUUCAGUCAGUCUACCACCAGAUGAUUAUGAUCAUUCUAGCAAGAAGUUGAUAGCAACAAAGGAGAAAGACUGGGAAAAAGAGUUUGACAAUUUGAUGCAUUCUGCUGGAGCAGAAACAUUAAAGAAUUUAGUGAACAAGAUGCGUAACUAUCAUUUGGAAAGAAUGUAUGAUAUGUUGUUUGGAGAAAUGAAAGAGGAAUGGAUUAGAGCUAAGCCAACUCUAGGUGGUUAUGUUUACACAUGUUAUGCAUGCCGUCAUUUAUUUUCGUCGUUUAAUAUUCUUCAAGAUCACCUUAAUGUUAGAAUACUAGUGCUAAAGUUUAAAUGUUCCGGUUGUGAGAACAGAUGUUAUAAAUUCUACAAUCCGUGUGUCCUUUUAUUACACAUGCGCAGCCACUUCACAUCCGAUAGCAAUCCAAUAAAUCUUAAUGACAUACAAACGGAUAUUCUGCCUGUAGAACUAGCUGGCUUUUUCCCAAUUCCCGAAGUACCUGUACUUUACGAAAAAGAGGAAGAAAUGUUAACGGACAAUACUUACAUUGAUGUUCAAUUCUACAGCCCGAAGAGGGACCAAAGAGGACAAAACAUAGUAGAACUCGAAGGUGAUACCAUCGUAUUUGUUGAAAAUAAUGAAUUUUUAGCAUUGAAACAAGUUUGUAAGAAUGUACCAAAGUGCCAGUUCAUAACUAUAGAAGAGCACAACCAACUAAAAGAAAGCUACGAAGCUACCAUAAAAGAAGAAAUUUCGGAUUAUGUUGAACAAUUUACCCUACCCGUCAUAUCAAAAGUAGAAACUGUACAAGAACAACCAGUUACCCUUAUGCCAACUCAGUGCAUAGAUUGUAAAAAAUCUCAUUAUGAAGACUCGACUGCCAUGCACUACCAAGGAUCGCAAAAACCUACAGAUCUUAGCCUGACAUGUGACGUAUGUAACUUUAUAGCUCCUACUAACUGUGCCUUCUUAGCGCACUGUAGAAUACAUACGAAUACACCACCGCAUGUCUGUCCUGAGUGUGGGAUCGUUUUUGAUAAUUUUGAGGAUCUUCUUAAGCACCUCAACAAUGUUUGCUUUCAUCUUGCUAAGCAAGUCAAGAUGAGUUGUCCAGCCUUUAAAUGUAGGAAGCUAUUUUCUAUGCGCAAAAAUUUUAUUCUCCAUUUUAAGAACACCCACUUUAACGCUGGACUGACUUGUGUCGACUGUCGCUAUGUUACAUAUUCUGCCGAAGAAGGCGCUAAACACCAUAACUUGAAUAAUGGAAACUGCAAUAUAACGAAUAUUUACACUUGCGAGGUCUGUAAAAUCUUUUCGGCUUCGAACGAGUCUGAGAUGCAUACACACGCAAAAUUUCACCAUUCGCAAACGGACUGUAAUGUAUAUGUGUUUGCCUGUACAUACUGUCGGAAGAUUUUUAGAUCUGAUUUUACUUAUUCGGCCCACCUGUUGAGAUGUCCUUCGAGGAUAUCAGUUAGUUCUGAGGCCAAGCCCCGUCUGGUUAAAACCUUGUCUUGUGUCUUAUGUAAAGAGAAGUUAUCAACCGAGGAACAAGUGCGUCAUAAAAGCUCGUGCAAAUACGCUAAUCCAGUAGUUAUAGCAUACAAUUUGAGCGAGUCCUAUAUAAACGCCAUAAUCGAUGGGAGUAAUCAUUUUAUCAAAUCACCCAAGUCAAACGACUGCUUGGAAUUCACUAAAAAGAGAAGAAAAAGGUAUCUUACUGACAUUAGUAAACGAAGGAGACCGGAAAGUCACCCAGAUUUAAUAGCUGAAAAACCCAUGACAUUUGAUGGUACGUACCAUUGUCAGCUGUGUGAUUAUAGUAAUGACGACCGGAGUGAUUUCCACGUUCACAUUCGGACUCAUAGGGAGAUAUCCUCACCUUACCAAUGUAUGGAAUGUGGUGAGUGUUUUGUCGUUAAGCCUACGCUUUUCAAACAUUUGCGUCAUUACCACAAUAUUAGCGAUCAUGAUUAUUAUCUGAAAUGCAACGACUGCUUUGAUACAGCUACGGUAAAUAUGAUGGAAACAUCUGCUUAACUAGUUCAUUGGAAAACAUAACGUAGACAUGCGAUUGACAUUUUUAAACGUUCUUUUCCGUUGAUUUUGCACGUUAAAAACAUAUCAGUUUCUUAUGUUCAUAUCCAUUACGCAUUUACAUAUGUUGGACACUACUGAUUGCUGCUCUAAAUAUUUCAGCGGUGUAUGAUAAGACAUACCUGAUGUAUGAUUGUAAAUCUUUUUAUAUUUGAAGAUACUAUGUCUCUGUAUUUUAAAUUAUAUAUCCAAUCUUUAUCA